CAGUCGCAUAUUUCGAAGACUCAGUUUCUGGUAUUUUUUGUUGUUACAGGUUACUUUAAGUACUUUAUUCUGUCUUCUAAAUCAGUUACGAUAUUGUUAUUAGUCGUAUUUGUUUGGAAUCUCUGCAUUUAAGACCUCUGAACAGUUAUCAGUUAUUAGGAGUUGCUGAUCGCGAAGACUUGCGAAUCCGUCUCACAUGGCCAAAAGCGCCGUAAACGCCGAAGAGCUCGGCGUGGAAAUUGACAUCGGCAAUCUCCUCUUAUCCGAUCCGCGACCACUUGCACCAGUCUCCGAUGGAGAAUCCACGGACGCCGUCAUUGAGCGCGAGAUGGCCAAAUUGAGCCAGAUGCUGGUGGAGCGCAUCUGGGGUCUUCCGCUGGAGCGCCUCGAGGACGCCAUCGUCGCUGCGCUCCCAGCUCCCACCACGAUCCUGCCGCGUGAAAAACCUAUUCCCAAAGCGAAAGCUGUGACGAAAUGGGAGCGGUAUGCCCGGGAGAAGGGCAUUAAGAAGACCAAGAAGUCCCGGAUGGUGUACGAUGAGGCCACGAAGGAAUGGAAGCCGCGAUGGGGAUAUAAACGCGCUAAAAAUCCCGAUGGGGACUGGGUGGUAGAAGUGCCUGAUCAAGCAGAUGGUAUGAAUGAUCCUUUCGAGGAGCGCCAGACCGCCAAGAAGGAGCGAGUAGCUAAGAACGAACUGCAGCGUCUCAAAAACAUUGCGCGAGCUCACAAAACGAAAAUUCCUGCUGGAGGAAUACUGCCCGCAACGGAAGGCCGCAGUAUUUCGAAGGACGAAAUCGGCCAUGCGGCAUCGUUUGCUCGAUCGGCUACCGCCUCUGCUGGUGUCUUCACUGAGACCCUGCGGAAAGAAAAACCUCCGAAAAAUACUGGGAAAAAGCGCAAGUUUGAAAGCAAUUUCGGUGAUGGACAAACUGAGAAGAAUCGCAUGAUCGGCAUUCUCGAUGGGAUUAGCAGUAAAAAACCUCGAAUGGAUGUGGAGACAGCUGUGAAGCGUGUCGAGAGGCGUUCACAAAAACCGAAGCGAGAUUCCAGACCGCACAAUGAAGACGAAGGCCGGCCCAGUGGAGGACGGUUCGGAGGGAAGAGUCAGCGCGGAGGGAAGUUCGGCCCGUCGCGAGGUGGAUUUUCGCAGUCGCGCGGUGGGCAUUCACGAUCGCGGGGUGGACAUUCAGGUGGAGAUCGCCGCCCGAAAGGAAAAGAGUCGGGAUUUAACAAGCGCGGGAAAGGCCCGCGGCGAUGAGAGUUUUUAUGGGAUGCAUUUUAUGUUUUACUAACGGUGCUGUUCUGCAGAGCGUUCGGUUCUGCUGGAUUGAUAAAGUUAGAUUAUUUUCGGAAUAACAAAUUUUUGAUUGAGAAUAUCGACUGGUGGACUGCAUUGUAAUUGAACGUACAAUGUGCGAAUAAAAUGCCUUUGCUGG
Molecule: messenger RNA, 1436 nt
Organism: Paramacrobiotus metropolitanus
Lineage: Eukaryota; Metazoa; Tardigrada; Eutardigrada; Parachela; Macrobiotidae
Product: ribosome biogenesis regulatory protein homolog
Exons: 8
Coding region: 197-1258 (353 amino acids)
Biological process (GO): ribosome biogenesis; endonucleolytic cleavage in ITS1 to separate SSU-rRNA from 5.8S rRNA and LSU-rRNA from tricistronic rRNA transcript (SSU-rRNA, 5.8S rRNA, LSU-rRNA); ribosomal large subunit export from nucleus
Cellular component (GO): nucleolus; nucleus; preribosome, large subunit precursor
Molecular function (GO): protein binding
Source: RefSeq, a predicted model, not a curated record